Rhodofomes roseus is the source of this 736-nucleotide messenger RNA. Its product is annotated as U6 snRNA-associated Sm-like protein LSm6. Gene Ontology annotation, molecular function: RNA binding. Gene Ontology annotation, biological process: mRNA splicing, via spliceosome; maturation of SSU-rRNA. Bases 1 to 300 code for a protein of 99 amino acids. The transcript has 3 exons. Lineage: Eukaryota; Fungi; Basidiomycota; Agaricomycetes; Polyporales; Fomitopsidaceae. Gene Ontology annotation, cellular component: nucleolus; P-body; sno(s)RNA-containing ribonucleoprotein complex. The record is from RefSeq and is a predicted model, not a curated record.
AUGGACGACCCAAGCCCGCCGCCUGCCCCCGCCCCCGCAGCGCCCUCCCCGCCCCCGCCGCCCCCCGCCGCCGCAGGCUCCCCCACCGACUUCCUCAAGGGCGUCGUCGGCAAACGCGUCGUCGUCCGCCUCACCUCGGGCGUCGACUACCGCGGCGUGCUUUCGUGCCUCGAUGGGUACAUGAACAUCGCCCUCGAGCAGACCGAGGAGCACGUCGGCGGCACCCUCACCAAUCGCUAUGGCGAUGCAUUCAUCCGCGGCAACAACGUCCUCUACAUAUCCGCCGCAGAGCCGCUCUGAGGUGCCCCAAAAGGCUUCAUCCAUCAUCGCUCGGGGAAUCGGGACAGCAGAGACGCAUCAAUUGUAUUUCAUCCAUGUAUCAUCGCACGCUUGCGCAUCGACCUCGAGUGCAGUACUCAAUUACGCUAAUUCUCUUCAUCAGACCCCGAGUCGUUGAUGCCGUGCGUCCCUGACAUUCACAAUGACACUCGUCGUUUCUCCUGUCCAACACUGCCUCGGAACUACGCGCCGCUCUUUCAGAGGUACGCUUGCUUCGUCACCGUGUCGAUGUCAUUGAGUGGAAUGCACGGAUGCGCGGUAAGCGUGGUCUGAGCAGCGGAGGUACCGUAUGCGCCGUUGAUGUUUUUCGCUCGUCAAUGGGAUGCUUCUGCACGACGACUCAGCAAUGGCGUCCGCCGGGGAACACUCGAGCACGUGCUCAACGCGUCGCGCGGCG